Molecule: messenger RNA, 2121 nt
Organism: Malania oleifera
Lineage: Eukaryota; Viridiplantae; Streptophyta; Magnoliopsida; Santalales; Ximeniaceae
Product: probable 26S proteasome non-ATPase regulatory subunit 3
Exons: 9
Coding region: 191-1654 (487 amino acids)
Biological process (GO): ubiquitin-dependent protein catabolic process; regulation of protein catabolic process
Cellular component (GO): proteasome complex; proteasome regulatory particle, lid subcomplex
Molecular function (GO): enzyme regulator activity
Source: RefSeq, a predicted model, not a curated record
AAAGGCUUUUGAAUUAACAAAACAUAAACUCCUCUUUAUUAGAAUUUUCAUAUUUAAGACUUGCAGGGAAAGAGAAGAAUGAGCCCCAAGGUUUUCAGUCGCUGAGCUCUUCCAGCUGCUCGGCACUCGGCAGAAUUCAGAUCAAACUAAUUUCAAGCACUUUCUCUGCUGUUUCCAAGGCUAUUGUGAGAUGACUCAAGAUGCGGAGAUGAAGGAGCUUCCAGCUCCAUCUAAUUCAGUUUCUUCAACCACUCCUUCGACCUUGCAGCAUUUGAAGGAGAUUGCUUCGCUGGUGGAGGCCGGCGCAUAUGCUCGGGAGGUUCGCCGAAUCGCGCGCGCCGCCCGGCUGACCGUAGCUUUGAGGCGGAAGCUGAAGGCGCACGUACUCUCGGCGUUCCUGAGUUUCACACUCGCACCGGGAUCCGAGGUGCAUACUCGCUUGUCCUCCUGUCUUCCCAAGGAAGAUGAGCAUGAUAUGGAAAUUGAUACCGCAACAUCAGCAGCUCAAGCUCCUCCAAAACACUCCUUGCCAGAGAUUGAAAUUUACUGUUAUUUGCUCAUGUUAAUCUUUCUGAUUGAUCAAAAGAGAUACAAUGAGGCCAAAUCAUGUUCCUCAACAUGCAUUGCUCGUUUGAAGAGCCUGAAUAGGCGAACUGUUGAUGUUCUAGCAUCAAAGAUCUAUUUCUAUUACUCUCUUAGCUAUGAACUCACAGGUGACCUUGCUGAAAUUCGUGGUAACCUUCUUUCUUUGCACCGAAUUGCAACUUUGCAUCAUGACGAGUUGGGUCAGGAAACGCUUCUCAAUCUGCUACUUCGCAAUUAUCUCCAUUACAAUUUAUAUGAUCAGGCAGAGAAGCUGAGGUCGAAGGCACCCCGUUUUGAAGCUCAUUCAAAUCAGCAGUUUUGCCGGUAUCUUUUUUAUCUUGGAAAGAUUAGGACAAUACAGCUGGAGUAUACAGAUGCAAAAGAGUCCCUCCUGCAAGCUGCUCGGAAGGCGCCUGCUGCAGCUCUUGGUUUUCAAGUUCAAUGCAACAAGUGGGCUGUGAUAGUCCGUCUACUGCUGGGAGAAAUCCCCGAGAGAACUGUUUUCGUGCAGAGAGGCAUGGAGAAGGCUUUGAGGCCAUACUUUGAGCUUACAAAUGCUGUUCGAAUUGGAGAUCUUGAGCUGUUCAAGACUGUUGCUGAAAAAUUCACAAGUACUUUCAGAUCAGAUGGAACCCACAAUUUGAUCGUCAGGUUACGUCACAACGUCAUUAGGACUGGGCUGCGCAACAUCAGCAUCUCUUAUUCCCGUAUCUCUUUAGCUGAUGUUGCCAAGAAGCUGAGACUGGACACUGCAAAUCCAGUUGCUGAUGCUGAAAGCAUCGUAGCCAAGGCGAUCCAGGAUGGGGCAAUUGAUGCCACAAUAGAUCAUGCAAAUGGUUGGAUGUUAUCCAAGGAGACUGGGGAUAUCUACUCUACGAAUGAGCCUCAAUCUGCAUUUAACUCUAGGAUUGCUUUUUGCCUUAAUAUGCAUAACGAGGCAGUCCGUGCGCUUCGGUUUCCAACAAACUCCCACAAGGAGAAGGAGAUCGCUGAAAAGAGGAGAGAGAGACUACAGCAGGAGCAAGAGCUUGCAAAACAUAUUGCCGAGGAUGAUGAUGAUGAGUUUUAAUAGUGGAGCAAGUAUCUCCUGGAGCAUCUGGUUUCACUAUGCAAUAAUACUGCUUCUUCCAAAAUUACCUAUUAAGGAUAUUCAUUUCCAUUGCCAUGGCUUUUGAUAUGCUUAUAUUUCACUUUGUCUUUUAUCUGGCUCUGUAUUCGCUCCCUGUUACUAAUUAUCCUGAGGCAGUCUCUGCACUAUGGUUCCACUGAACUUCCACGAGGAGAGUGCUGAAGAGGAGAGAGAACUGCUGGAGCAUGAGCUUGCGCAACUCGUUGUCAAGGAUGAUGAUGAUGAUGAUAAUGAGUCUUAAUAAAUUGAGCAAGUAUCUCUUGUAGCAUCUGGUAUCUCUGUACCAUUCUUGCUUCUAGUACUGCUUCUGUGGAAAUUACUUGCCAGGGAUAUUCAUUCCAUGGCAAUGGCUUUCGAGAUGCUUAUAUUUCAACUUUAAUUGUGAAAUUGAUGUGGUAUUGAAUUCA